AUGUGGAAUGUAUUUAACUUUAAUAAUAUUGACGACAAGCUGAAGAACAACAAAAAUGAGAAGGAGGUUUAUACGCACGAGGACUUGAGGUACUACUUUGAAAAGCUGGUGAAGAUAAAUCUGAACAACGUUAACAUAAAUAACUUCAUCGAGCUGCUGAGGAAAAUCACACAGAUAACAAUUUGGGGCGACAAAUAUGAUGACCAGAUUUUUCAGUACUUCUGCGAAGACAACAUCUUCAACCACUUCAUAUACCUGCUGAGGCAAAACAUUAACAAAAGCAUAAGGAUUCAAAUUUACCAGUCCCUUACCCUGUUGAUACAAAAUCUUCAAAAGGAUAUUUCCCUGUAUUACAUCUUCAGCAACAAUAAAAUAAACAACCUAAUUUAUACAACAUUCAUUUACCAAGACGAUGAGAUUAUGCCCUACUACAUUUCCAUGAUAAAGUCCAUUUCGUUUUUCCUGAACUACCACACAUCCAAGUUUUUCUUUAACGAGAAGAGUAUGAAAUUUCCCCUGUAUACCGAAUCGCUAAGGUUGUACAAGUUUAAUGACAUCAUUACGAGAACCUACGUUAAAAAUAUUAUAUUGAACAUUUUGAAGAUCGAAGAUGAGGGGAUUGAAAAUCUUAUCCUGCUGCGGUCUUCAUUCUUCACCAUUCUCGUUUGUUACCUCCGCAAUCAUGUCAUAAGGAUGAAUAAAAUUUACACAAAAAUAAAGGAAUCGGAAAAAUUGAAGAAAAUGUUUAAUACUUACCUGGAAGAAGUGGACGACGUGCUGUACUUCUUCGAGGACAUGCUCACCUGUGAGAAGAAAAGGAUAAAUGAUAUGCUCCUAGUGAAGCUUUUAAUUUAUUUUUUUUUUCCCAUGAUUGGUUCCUUUCACACGUCUAUAUACUUCGACUGUGUCAGUGCGUUUGGCCAAGGGGGCAUUUGUGAGGACGACUCGGGCGGGGGAAGCGGUAACGCACAUGGUAAUGCAAGUGGUAACGCAAAUGGUAACGAAAAGGAGAGCGCAAGGGGCAAAGGGGGUGAAUGCCAAGGGAGAGACAAAAGAGAGGAUGCUUUCUUCCUGAAUGAAGACCAAGUGGCCAACUCUAGUAACCCCGUGAACUGCAGCAGCAUCGACUAUGUGUACUUCUCUAGUCAAAAGACUGGCGAGGAGAAGGCUGCGUCAGAUGAGAGGGAGGACACUGGGGGGGACGUUCCCCCAGAUAGUGAGGCUAAUGGGGAAAUCCCCACAGAUGAUCAUUCGAAAGUGGAGGAGGAAACCCCCCUCACUGAUCACUCCGGAGAAAACAGACCCUGCGGUGCGGACGUGGACGAGCCGGGGGAGCGAGAAAAGAUGAACCAAUGCGACCUCCCACAGGAAGUGAUAGAAAGUAUAAAGGGUACUAACCGUGUGCCGUUUAUAAAGCUAUUUGAUAAUAAUUUAAAAAAUGUAAAAAAUUUCGAUUUUUGUAAAAGUCUGUCUUCCUCGAAUGCAUCCUCUGUGAACUCCAACCUGAGUAACGUGCAAAUGGGGAAGGCGGCCAGAGCGGAACCGCAGCAGGAGGUACCAACCAAGGAAGAAGUGCCCACCCGGGAAGGAGAGUCAAUAAAGGGAGACGUGCCAACCGAGGAGGAACCAACUACCGGCACGAAGAAAAGCAGCAAGAGGGGAGACAACACAUACGAGUUCCUGUACUUCCGCGCGAGGAACAGCGCCAAUAAGGAAAAGGAGGCAGAAGAUAAGCUCUCCGAUGGGGGGAAGGAGGGGACGGAAGGGAAGGACGUUGACAGUGAAGGCCAUGCACAGGGACAAGUGCAAAAGGAUGGACAGAAAAAGGAAGAGCAAUUCAUACAUGAAAAUGAACUGAAAAAUAGCUACUUCAAAAAACGAAAGAAAAAAAAAAUUUUCAUCCAAAUGACCUCGACCAACGGGGUUCUUCAUAAGAAUAGAAGAAGCACGACCUCGAAUGCAAGUGCGAAUGGUGGGGGGGGUGGCGGUGGCUGCCCGACAGUAGAGGACGAACUGGACGAGGCGCAGCAGUUGAUGCAGGGCGGUGCCUUUUGGGAACAAGUUCAGAAGCACAACCUCACCCACCUGUGCCAUGUGGAGAUCCCCACGCUACAAAAAAAAAUCACCUUCGACGAUAACGUGAAUAGCGACCUGUACAACUACCUCUUCAAUUAUAAUUCCUUCACGACAAGGGUGCUGAAGCAUUAUGAAAACAGAAUGAGCGUGACAAAUGUUUAUUAUAAUAUCUUUAAAGUAGGUCUCCUCUUACACCCCCUGUGUUACGUCAACUCUUUUAAGAAUUUUUCCAUCCUCUACAAUUACUUAAUCAAUACCACGUUGUCCCUUUUCAUGUUAAUAAGAUCACUAAAUAUAUUGAAGAAUGAAAAGUUGAAUCAAAUUGUGUACUCGAUUAUCUUUGGGGAGUACAUCAACGUGCAAUUCUUAUACAAAAUUUUAUCCAAUGAUCUGAAGGACCCCUACUUCUACAACUCCUUCUUCGAUCCUCAUAAGAAGGUCAACGUCAGUGAGAAUUCCACAGAUGACAUGGAAUUUGAAAAUGUGUAUUGCUCCUCUAUUGAAAAUUUACUUCCUGAGUAUAACAAGGAGGAGGAGAUGGUUUGCCUGGACUUGAUGAAGGGAUACUACAUGGGGGGGCGGACGCCUUCCAAGGAGGUUGAACCGACCUCCGGGGAUGGAUCCGUCGCGUGCAUUCGCGCACGACAUGGUGAAGUUACCCCCGUUGUGCAAAGUCCCAAUGCAACCUCAGUCACAGCCACAGGAAGCGCCGCGCCGACAAACGCCACUGCGACAGGCGUCCCGCCCGAGGCGAUGAUGAAGUACGACGAGCUCAGCAACCCGAUACUACUAAACUUCCUCCUGCUCACCAACGUACAGAAGGAAAAAAAUAUUAAAAAAUGCGAAAAGGACAACAUGAAAAAUAAAAUAUCAGAUGUGUACCUCCUCCUAAGCAUUCAGUUCGUUUCAAAUUUUGUCAAAUCAUACAACGGAAAGAUCAGCGACAUGACCAUCCCGUUUUUUAAAAUUUCUAAUCACAAUUUUGUAUACGUGUUUUGGAACAUCAUUAAUGUUCAUAUAAAUAAUUUGUACCUUCGAAUUAUAACCCUGAAGCUGGUGAUAAAUUUGACACUGGUCUACAUCCAGAUGAUAGAAGACAAGCGUGUGUGUGUGAAUUUCGUCACACCCCUGCUGGGGCUCAUACAGAAGAUUAAGAAAAAGGUAGCCAACAAAAUCAAGGGCAUCAUUGGGAAGAUGGAGUACAAAGUGUGCCAGAUCUUUUGGGAGGAAAGCAAGAUAUACGAGAACUGCUUUCAGGAAAAGAUUAACAUUUGCCGAGACUCCGUCCUCAUAAACAUUGUGAAUGACGUGGAUGAGUCUGGCGAGAACAACUUCCUGUGCUACCCCGUUUCGCAGAUUGAAAUAUAUAGAAGGAAUGUGCAUGCCCUGUUCGUCUUAGAUGGAGUGUCUAGCAAGUUGCAGAGUCUUCUUUCCUCCACGAAAAGCGAACAGGAUCAUAUCAUUCCCUUCGACUUUACCUACAACGACAUGUCUGCCCUGGUGGACAUAAAGAACAAGAACACCAUCAAGUGCUACCUGAAGAAUAGCAACAAAAUUUUCAACUGCUACUACAUCGAAGACAGCACGAACUUCCUCCUGUGUAUCCCCUCGAACAGUCAUGUGAAUCAGGCGCUCAUCAUUUUCAGCUACCCACUAAUGCUGAUCGAUUUAUACAUUGAUAAGAACGACAACAAGAAGUUGAUAAUGCACAUUUACAGUUACAACAAUGAAGAGCAUAAUAAUGUGGAGGAUUUUUCAGGAGGAAAUUUUAACAACUCAGAAAAAAUAUUUCAAAAUAAUCAUUUGGACAGUAAUUAUAUUAACACGGUCAGGCGAUACAACUCCAACAAUGAAGAAGAGCUUUUGGACGAGACGCCAAAAGUGCACAAGAACGAGUAUAUCUUUAACAAGUACAGCUCUUCCUACAAGAAGAACAGAACCAUAACAAAUAUGAAGAAGGAAUGGUGUCACAAGGAAUUGAACUUCAUGAAAAAUGUUCUUAAGCUGCACUUUUAUGACACCACGAGAUCGCUUAUUGUUUAUAAGGAACUCAAAUCAGGAAUACAACACAUAAACGAUAAGUAUAAGCACAAGUUGGAGGAGUACCUCAACACGUUUUAG
Plasmodium fragile is the source of this 4197-nucleotide messenger RNA. RefSeq lists its product as uncharacterized. Gene Ontology annotation, cellular component: endolysosome membrane; late endosome. The record is from RefSeq and is a predicted model, not a curated record. Gene Ontology annotation, biological process: endosome to lysosome transport; endosomal transport; regulation of autophagosome maturation. Bases 1 to 4197 code for a protein of 1398 amino acids. The transcript is spliced from 14 exons. NCBI's taxonomy places the organism in Eukaryota, Apicomplexa, Aconoidasida, Haemosporida, Plasmodiidae.